Molecule: messenger RNA, 1807 nt
Organism: Setaria italica (foxtail millet)
Lineage: Eukaryota; Viridiplantae; Streptophyta; Magnoliopsida; Poales; Poaceae
Product: aspartic proteinase Asp1
Exons: 9
Coding region: 142-1497 (451 amino acids)
Biological process (GO): proteolysis
Molecular function (GO): aspartic-type endopeptidase activity
Source: RefSeq, a predicted model, not a curated record
UCCAGCCCCUUCCCCACACCACCCUCCGCCAUCGAUUCUAUCACAGCUGAGGAGAAAAAAAAAGAAAAAGAUUUCAGGAGAAAAGGGGGGAGAGGACAAGAGGCUGCCUCCCCUGCUCCCAGCUCUGUCUUGUUCCCACCCAUGGCUCCGAGGUGGGCCCCCCCCGCCGGCCUCGUGCUUCUGGUGCUGCUCCUGGCGUCGGCGGUGAGCGGGGACAAACCGCUGAGGGGCGGGCCGUCCGGCGCGGGCAAGGAGCCGGAGUCGUCCUCCGCCAUCUUCCCGCUCUACGGCGACGUCUACCCGCACGGCUUGUACUACGUGUCCAUGAACAUCGGCAACCCGUCGAGGCCAUACUUCCUGGACGUCGACACCGGCAGCGAUCUCACCUGGCUGCAGUGCGACGCGCCCUGCGUCAGCUGCAACAAGGUGCCACACCCACUCUACCGACCAAUAAAGAACAAGCUGGUGCCCUGCGUGGAUCAGUUGUGUGCAUCCCUCCACGGUGGACUAUCCGGCAGGCACAAAUGUGACUCACCUCAUCAGCAAUGUGACUAUGAGAUUAGGUAUGCUGAUCAGGGGUCAUCCAUCGGCGUGCUCGUCAACGACAGCUUUGCGCUCCGCCUUGCAAACUCCUCUGUUGUCCGCCCUAGUCUUGCGUUUGGGUGUGGGUAUGACCAACAGGUGGGCAGCAGCAGCGAGGUGUCGCCCACUGAUGGAGUGCUUGGGCUUGGGAGCGGAUCAAUUAGUCUACUUUCACAGCUCAAGAAGCAUGGGAUCUCAAAGAACGUGGUUGGCCACUGCCUAAGCCUAAGAGGAGGGGGGUUCCUCUUCUUUGGGGAUGAUCUUGUGCCUUAUUCGCGUGCAACAUGGGCUCCCAUGGCUCGAAGUGCCUUCCGGAAUUACUACUCCCCUGGUUCAGCAAGUCUGUACUUUGGUGGCCGGUCACUAGGCGUGAGGCCAAUGGAAGUAGUUUUUGAUAGCGGCAGCUCAUUCACCUACUUUGCUGCACAGCCAUAUCAAGCGCUUGUCAGCGCGCUUAAGGGUGGUCUAAGCAGGACUCUGAAAGAGGUAUCUGAUCCCUCCCUGCCUCUCUGCUGGAAAGGGAAGAAACCAUUCAAAUCUGUGCUUGAUGUCAAAAAGGAGUUCAAAUCAUUGGUUUUGAGCUUUGCCAAUGGCAAGAAAGCACUCAUGGAGAUCCCUCCUGAAAACUACCUCAUUGUCACUAAAUAUGGGAAUGCAUGUUUGGGCAUCCUCAACGGAUCGGAAGUUGGUCUCAAGGAUCUGAACAUUCUUGGAGACAUUACCAUGCAGGAUCAGAUGGUGAUAUAUGACAAUGAGAGAGGGCAAAUUGGAUGGAUUCGUGCACCCUGUGAUAGAAUCCCCAACGACAAUACCAUUCAUGGGUUUGAGGAAGGUUAUUGUUGGCCCCAGUUCCCUGGGAUCAUUGGUCUCCCGAAUGAAGAUUGCCCAGCCUAUUACCGCUCGAAUAUAGUGUAAUUACCAACUGAAGGCCACUGCCCACUAGAGCGAUGAAAGAAUAGAAGAAUGGUCAUCUGGGGGACAGGGGGACGAGGCUGAACAAAGGGUUAGGAGCAUGUAUUCUUUAGGAAAAGGAAAAGCGUCACAUGUAAACAUCAUAAUGUUCAUAUGAAAUAUAAUGACCACGGACAUGUAUUCAGUAUAAUAUUUUCGAGUUUUUCUUUGUGCAUUCAUUACUUGGUGUUGUAUUGAUGUAAUACUCCUGUCCCAGGUGCUUUGAAAUUGCAUAUAUAAACAAGACAAAUAUGGGUUGUAUUAGUGGCCAAAA